Messenger RNA from Gymnodraco acuticeps, 1434 nucleotides. It is a transcript of the gene enam, whose product is annotated as enamelin. The record is from RefSeq and is a predicted model, not a curated record. The transcript has 7 exons. Lineage: Eukaryota; Metazoa; Chordata; Actinopteri; Perciformes; Bathydraconidae. Bases 73 to 822 code for a protein of 249 amino acids.
AAGUAUAUUACUUUCCUUACCUGAGGAGACACAUCUAUAAUUUCUCUCUGAACCAAGGAAAAAGAAACAACCAUGAUGAAGCUAGUGGUGUUCAUGAUGUGCCUGCUGGCCACUACCUUGGCUGCUCCUGUGGCAGAGAGUGAAAGCAAUGAAGAAAAACAGGUAGCAGCACAUGCUAAUGAGGCCCUGAGGUGGAUGGAGAUGUACAGGAUGUACCAGCAGCAGGGAGUAGUUGGAAACCCCUUCCUGCCUGCUGCUGAUGCUCCUGUGGAUGCCACACCCGCUGAAGUCGCACCUCCUGCUCCUGUUACUGCUGCAGACGCAUCGGAGGAGGAGAACGAGGAUGAAGGUGCUGCACCCAAAGCUGCAGCAGCCGGUGGUGCCCCCCUGAACUCUGAUGAAGAAGAGGAGGCCGAGGAGGCCGAGGAGGUGGAAGCAGCCGAGGCUGAGCCAGCUGUUGAAGUGGCACCAGAAGAGCCUGCAGCAGAUCCUGAAGCAGCUGUGGAGCCAGCUGUGGUGGACGUCCCUGUAGAUGCUGCCACGGUGGAUGCUGCUGUUGUCGUUGAUGUGGUUCCUGUUGAUGUGGUUCCUGUUGAUGUGGUUCCCGCUGAAGUUGCCCCUUCAGCCCCAGAGGUUGCUGUGGAUGCGCCUGUCCCCGCUGCUGCUGAUGUCCCCACUGCUGCUGAUGUCUCCGCUGAUGUCCCCACUGCUGCUGAUGUCCCCGCUGAUGUCCCCGCUGCUGCUGAUGUCCCUGCUGCUGAUGCCCCCCUAGCAGCUGAGACUGAAACAACUGGAGUGGCAGCAGAUCCUGCUUUAGUGUAGUCAUAUUUCUUAUAACCAGCCUAAGUGCUCUUCUGUUAGCAGUUAAAGCAAUAGCUAGAAGCGGAAAUGAGAAGUUAAAGCAGCGCUAAAGGAUGACAAGCUGUGGCAUAUUGAAUAGAGAAGAGGAGAGAGUGCUUUUUGUUCAGAAUUGUUAUCCUCUUCUUUUUGUCUUGAAUCAAAAUAUUUUUUGUAAUUCUGUUCUCAGUUUUUUACUGAUGAGUCACGAGUGUUUGUAUACGAUACAAAUACAUGUCUUUGAUAAACUCUGUGAUGUACGUUUAUGACUUUUCACAACAGACAUUUUAUAAUAAUAAUAACUUUAUUUGUAUAGCACCUUUCAUACAGGGGAUUGCAGUUCAAAGUGCUUUGACUGUUCACAGUAUAGGAACAUGUGUUAGUAAUGACAUUAAUGUUGGUUUUGUCCUAUUUAAAAGUAAGCUACGGCAGUAGUUCAGCAUAGACUUCACCAGGAAUCUGAAGCUGAAGGAGCUGAAUAGAACGCAGCAAUCUAGAAUGUUAUUUUUUUACACUUCUGCUGACAGUGACAUCUGUUAAAAGUUUGCUAUAAAACCAACUAUGUUUCUAAUAAAAAGCCAACAUUUCCAUAAAAAA